Scophthalmus maximus (turbot) is the source of this 4263-nucleotide messenger RNA. It is a transcript of the gene zmat4a, whose product is annotated as zinc finger, matrin-type 4a. Gene Ontology annotation, molecular function: zinc ion binding; nucleic acid binding. The transcript has 7 exons. Gene Ontology annotation, cellular component: nucleus. Lineage: Eukaryota; Metazoa; Chordata; Actinopteri; Pleuronectiformes; Scophthalmidae. Bases 165 to 911 code for a protein of 248 amino acids. The record is from RefSeq and is a predicted model, not a curated record.
CCUUUACUGCAGGGGAAGGCACGGUGGUCGUGGUGCAUGCUGAUUUUUCUUUUUCUCUCUUUUCUUCUUUUAUCCCCUCUCACCGAGAUUCUUGUUGCGUGUGCCGCCGCCUGGAGACGGAGCGGAGCGGCGGCGGGCAGCGCGCCGCUGCGCACGGGCUGCGUAUGGGAAGGGGGAAAGUAAAGCAGGACAAGCACAGGUGCCGAAUGUUGUUGAUGAAGUCAACGGAGGUGGACCAAGGGCUUUUCACAGACAGCUACUGCAAAGUGUGCAGCGCGCAGCUCAUCUCCGAGUCCCAGAGGGUCGCCCAUUAUGAGAGUCGGAAACACGCCAACAAAGUGCGGCUGUAUUACAUGCUACAUCCUGUGGAUGGAGGCUGCCCUGCCAAGAAGCUCAGAACAGACAACGGGAGCGACGAGGGCGACGUGGACAAGAAUAAGUGCUGCACGCUGUGUAACAUGUCCUUCACCUCAGCAGUGGUGGCACAGUCACACUACCAGGGUAAAAUCCACGCCAAGAGACUAAAGCUGCUACUGGGGGAGCAGCCCGCCAUCACAACCAAAGAGGCGUCCCCCAGUCCCGUAAAGAGCUCCCCGGAAACGUCCCCCAUGACCUCCCCGCGGCAGCGCCGCGACUCAGACCGCUACUGCCAGCUAUGCAACGCCUGGUUCAACAACCCCGGCAUGGCCCAGCAACAUUACGACGGCAAAAAGCACAAGAAGAACGCCGCCAGAGCCGACCUGCUGGAGCAGCUGGGCAAGACCCUGGACAUGGGCGAGAUGAAAGGCCUGAAGCGGAGCUACACCUGUGAAGUGUGCAGCGUCACGCUGAACUCGGUGGCACAGUACCAUGCACACCUGCAGGGCUCGAAGCACCAAAACAAUCUGAAGAAUCAGAUAUGUGUCCAGUGAGCGUCGGAUGAAAAAAAACCAAAACGCAACAACUACUGGAUUGAUGUCAGACAAGCUGUGGUCAGCUUGCCCCGUUUCCUCUGCCUCUGCCCUGCUUCUGCUCUCUCCUCCAAAUCAUUUCUCUCUCUCUCUCUCUCUCUCUUUCACUCUGUCUGUUGUGGCCGCCCUGGCAAGAAGGAGAAUAUGAUUUUUUUUUCUAUUGUAACACUCUUGCACUGUAUCAACACUCACCUGUCAGUAUACAGUACAGUUUCUCCUCAUUGCUGGCCACUCUCGCAUCAUUGACCCUUGACAUUCCACUGCAGCUGUGUCCGGUGUUUUUGAUCCUCUGACAUGACGGUGGGUCUGACACACGGCAGCCUUUCUAUAAAUGCAUGGACUCAAUUAUACUCUAUUUUCCACAGGAUGCUAGGAGCUGUAAGUGGAAUUUUGACUUGAGAAUACGAGGGUUGUUUUUAACUGCUUUUUGUUGAACAGUUGAAGUAGAACAUAUUUAUUUGAAAUUAAAAUGAAAAAGACAUGUACAUUAUAGUACUGUAUAUUAUUUAGCAUUGUGGGCUUUGACAACUGGAAAGUUAUUCUUGCCCUCAGAUUCUGUAUGGUACACACAGUGCAACUUAACUAUAAUGCUUUUAUUGCAUACAUGAGUUCAGUGGACCCUUACUGCUGAAAGGGGUUGGUGGCAAUAAUGACACUGGUUGGCCUCUUGCUGUACAGUAUGUUGUAAUGGUAUAAUUUUGUAUUGGCAGUACUGAACAGUAAAAGACUUCUGUCUGUGGCUCUGGUAGUGCUUUAAGGAGACCAGCAGAUCUAAUCCUGCACAUCAGCAUCUAGGCAGGACCAGAGAAUAGUUUUUAGAAAACAGAAUGAAAAAAGGCUUUUCUUCUGAAUGUGUUGGUCAUCAUUCCUAUCGGUAAUAACUCACCAAAUGAAUGUCUGAGCUCUGGGAACACAGCAGGAUCACUGAAAGAAGUCCAAUGGGGCGAUUAGAUGAUCAAACAGGUGGUAAACAAAAGCUCCAAAGUUCGCCAAGCUUAUGUAGAAGAAGAAAGUAAGGCAAACAAUGAAUUAAUACCUGAAACUCCCAGAUAUCCUUCUCCCCAUCCCUUAGUCCCUCAGGUCUUCCUGUGGCUCCAGUCCGAGGCCCUUCCAAAUAUCUGAGAGAUGCCCAUCCUCUGCAGGAAUUAUACUUCUGAGAAGAUACUGUACAUGACUUUGCAAACCUAUGAACAGAAGGGUGUCAUAGGCAACCGCAGAUUGCCAAUGUUUGCAGAGCUUUCACUCCAUUGAAUUUAACCCAGCCUAAAGGGAGCAGUCCCCAUUUUUCAGCAGAAUACCAUGACAUCAGACUUGGGACAAAGGACAACAUUUUUUUUGACCAAAGUGUUUGUCAGAUGGUCUAACUGUCCUCAAAAGCCCUUGCCUUCACACCUUUGAGACAUCCUUAUUGAUGGAUCUGCUCGAGUCAAUUAACUUGCCCAACUUUGUGAAACAGUCCAACAAUUACGGCCACUUCAAGCAGCAACUGGUCAUGUGGGUGGAGAUGAGACAGUAAGCAAGGUUUGAACUUGCUCACUAGCUUUAAAUAAUCUUACAUUUUUGGCUUAUUUAUCACCUGUCUGACUGUCUCAUACGUUUCUUGUCCCAGUUUGAAGAUGUAAUUACUCCUUUGCUCCCAGAUCUCAGCAGUUUGGUUAGGACAUCAUGAUCAUAACCAACAGAAAUUAUGCCAAAUGCUACAAAUAUGAGAAAUGAUUUCUUCUGAUUUCUACCGGUAAUAACAGACAUUCGAAGGUAUGGUUUAUUCCACAAAUUGGAAAAGAACAUGAUUCUUUUUCUAUGUAAAAGACGCAUAUACAUUCCAUUGUAUGUGAUCAGUGUUAUUGGCUUCGAGUUAAUUCCUCUGGUUAAGAUGCUUUCAUUUCAGUGUGGUCUUCAUCUCAGGGAGGUAUAUCUGGUUGCUUUAGUGAUAUUUAACAGUGCUGUUGAGAAUCUCACAGUCACAUGUACUGAAUCCAUUCCACUAUCGAGCCUCUUAGAAUGUGUUGGUAAUGGAGUGAACCAUAAGUGUAAUGGUUUCAGAAAAAAAAGAGAUAUUGUAGAUGUAUCAAAGGGUAAUUUAGCUUUAUAUACCUUACCAGUGGAAAGCGUUGGAACACCUCCAUUUGCAAACAAUUCCUUCAAGUGUCCGAACUUUGGUUUGAAGACUUACAAGCCCUCUGUCUGUACAAAGGCAGAUGAUGCAUUAUCAGGACAAUACUACACUGCAGGAAGUAGUACUAUAUUACUAUCGGUGGAGAGAAAAUGAUAAGUAACAGAUGAACGCAGGCUGGUCAAGCAGUGGUUCAUCCUGCAGCAAGAUAAUGAGCCAGAACAUCUGAAACAAAGAAACAGACGGAGGCGUCACAUGAUGGAAGAGUAGCACAGUUUCCAGACUUAAACCCUAUGGAGCUGCAACUUUCCGAACAAUGUUUCAUUUUCAUUGUAGAGAGAAUGCAAUGAGUGAAUUUGGCUGCUGGAUGAGUCUAAAAUUUACAGUCAUUUUCGGAUUCAAAGACUCCACGAUUCCUUUUUUUUAUGUUCAAUUGUUUAUUUGUUCUGUGCUUUAAUUUCAGAAUCGCUGAGACAUUGAAUUAUUUAUGAGACAUUCAAUUUUAUUUUUAAUUGAAAAAUUGAGGUGUUUACAAUGUUUUACUGGUGGCGUAUAUAGAUAUAUACAGUAUAUAUCUUAUUCAAAGCUAAUGUAGCAUUCUUAUUUCUUACAUGUCACGUUAAGAAAUUAAAGAUGUCGACUUUAAAGCCAAUUAUUAAUUCUCAUUAUCUUACUGUUGUUGAUUAGAUAAAUUUGUAAUUGCGAUCUGUUUACAGUAUAAUAGAUUUCUUCCACUGUCAUUUUCAGUGCUGUGUCAAUUGCAGAACUGUGUUUACUCAAAAUGUAGCUUUGACUGAUUUUGUUAAAGCGUUUUAUUGAGCUGAAAUUACUGGAACAUAGAUAGAAUCAACGCCAUGGACUGAAGACAAACUGCUGCUGGCUGAUGUCAGAGCUGCCGGCUGAUAUGAGAGACGCCACCGCUGACGUCAUUGACAAGAAUUUCUAGAGAUUUUUUUUUUUUUAAUAUUGCAAAAAAAGACAUGCACGUAUGAUUUGUUGUUGCAAGUCAAAUAAAUAAACCUUCACUGAAUUGCUUUUCUCAGCCUUAGAGAAAACAUUCCUGUCCAAACAUUCUGCUUCGGAGCAGUCAUUUCUCCUUCAUCACAGGAUGUCCACCUGUCAUGCAUACGCCCUCUAAUCCCUUUUUGCUCUGGGUUAUGUGCUCUAUUGUGUCUGAGAAAAGAAUUAAAGACACUUGCA